Molecule: messenger RNA, 1239 nt
Organism: Aspergillus campestris IBT 28561
Lineage: Eukaryota; Fungi; Ascomycota; Eurotiomycetes; Eurotiales; Aspergillaceae
Product: S-adenosyl-L-methionine-dependent methyltransferase
Exons: 5
Coding region: 1-1239 (412 amino acids)
Molecular function (GO): O-methyltransferase activity
Source: RefSeq, a predicted model, not a curated record
AUGGACACACAACAGAUUCAGAGCCUUUGGGCCAACACCCAAACGUCGCUCGCGGGAUUCCAGAAAGAUCAGUCAGAGACCUGCCGCAAAGAAGCCCUGGCCCAGAUCACCAAGCUUCAACGAGCACUUGAGCAGCCCAAAGAUGCCAUCUUGAAGCUGUCGUACCAGCCAAUGGUCUUCAUGGCCUUGAAAGUGGCCCAUGACAUGAAGGUCUUCCCCGUGCUGGCAAAUGCGACAGCACCCGUAUCAGUAAAGCAGUUGGCGGCUGCCAAACCGGCCAACCCUCUGCUUGUCGAGCGGAUCAUGCGCCUCCUGGUGUCCUUUGACAUCGUCGAAGAACCCGAACCGAGCGCCUACCUGCCCACGGCAAUUGCCAAAGAGAUGGUGAAUCGACCGGCAAUCGGCACAAUGGAAUCUUUGUUUUGCGAAUUCCUUCCUAUCUUGCAAAAGACUCCCGAAUACCUCGCCGCGACGAAUUACCAAAACCCCGAAGAUCCGAUGCGAGCCCCCCUCCAAUACACCCACAAUGUUGAGAUCGAUGGGUUCUCCUGGCUGUGCGAGCACCCGGCGGCUCUUACCCGGUUCAACGACUUCAUGGAAGGCCAGCGUGCCAACCGCGUCCACUGGGGCGACUGGUUCCCUGUGCAGGAGCGAAUUCUCGCGGGCGCCGACAGCAAUCCCGAGCGGGCGCUCGUGGUCGACAUUGGUGGGGGUCGCGGUCAUGAUCUCAUGCUCUUCCAAAAGCGGUUCCCGGACGCCCCGGGUAAGCUGGUGCUCGAAGAUCUUCCGUCCGUCAUUGAUGAGGCAGCUUCCGACCUCAACGCGUGUGGCAUCCAAGGUGUCAAGUAUGACUUCUUCAAGGAGGCCAACCCGGUCAAAGGCGCUCGUGUUUAUUACUUCAAGUUCGUGUUUCAUGACUGGUCCGAUGAAAAGGCCCGUGUUCUGCUAGGCCACGUCGUCGACGCCAUGGAGGCUGGAUACUCCAAGCUUGUGAUUGAGGAGUAUAUCCUGCCGGACCGGAACGCCGAAUUCCUGCACGGAACCACCGACAUGGCAGUGAUGAUCUUCUGUUCGGGGCUGGAGCGCACUCGCCAGCAGUGGAAGAGUCUUCUUGAGUCGGUCGGCCUGCAGCCUACCUUCUGGACACGCGAGAACGACGGCCUGGGCGUUAUCGAGUCCGUGUUGCCGGUUGCAAAUGGGACCAAUGGGACCAAUGGGACCAACGGGGCAGCCCAUUAG